Molecule: messenger RNA, 2368 nt
Organism: Thalassophryne amazonica
Lineage: Eukaryota; Metazoa; Chordata; Actinopteri; Batrachoidiformes; Batrachoididae
Gene: ssx2ipa
Product: synovial sarcoma, X breakpoint 2 interacting protein a
Exons: 14
Coding region: 150-1865 (571 amino acids)
Source: RefSeq, a predicted model, not a curated record
CACUGCACAGAGCUUCUGCUAACUGGGUCAUUUUGCUGCUGCAUUAUCAGAAAAUAGUGGGAGCUUUUGAUCCACCACCCAACCACUAAUCCACAGUCCUGCUUCAUACCUCAUGACCUUACAUCCUCAUGUCCUGAUGAUUCAGUGAUAUGGGAGAGUGGUGGACAGCAACCCCAACAGAGAUGUUAAUAGGGAAUAAUGAGAUCUCCAGCAUAUCACGAGUGACUAUGUCCCCUUCGAGACCGAACAACCUCCUGUCAUAUUCUUUACCCCUGUCCAAUAAUUCCUACAGUGUGAUAAGUGCCUUCUGCACUGAAGAUAAUGUUGCUCAAUGCAUUUUAUACAUCAAUCAGGAGCUUGCUUCGCUGGGCCUCACCUCAUGUAUUCAAGCUGCCUCACCAGGGGAAGCUGGCCUGAACACCGUGCCCACUCUGAAUGCCAUGUAUGAGCUGAUGCAGAUUCACCGACGUAUUGUACGGAAUCUGGAGGAGCUGGAGAAGGAACAACUGAAGCAAUCCAGCACUUUGGAACACAUGCAGAUGAGCAAUUCCAGACUGAAGGAUCAGUUAGAGCUGUCCAUACGUGAGAAAUCGGGUCUACAUGAGACUGAGAGACAGCUGCAACUCAAACUUAAGACUUUGCAGAGAUGCUUAAAAACUGAAAAAGAUGAGGUUCAGAAGCUCCAGAGUAUCAUUGCCAGUCGAGCCUCUCAGUAUAGCCAUGAUGCCAAGAGAAAAGAGAGAGAAUCCGCAAAGCUCAAGGAGCGUCUCAGUCAGCUACUGGUUGACCGUAAGGAUAAGAAACUCGCUAUUGAUGUACUGAAUUCCCUGGGACGUUCAGAUGGGAAACGGAGCCAGUGGAGGACUGCAAAGGUGAAGGGAAGCCAUGAGGGUGACAUGUACAAGUCCUUGAUGGAUGACUAUGAGGCGAGUCGGAGGUCCUUGAUGCUGGAAAAUGCCGAGCUUAAGAAAGUGCUCCAGCAGAUGAAGAAGGAGAUGAUGCAUAUCCUGAGUCCACGGCAGCCAAGUGCCAGAGGGGCCAUUGCAGAUGAGAGCCAUGAUCAGGGGGGUUCAGAUGGUGAGGAGAAGGUGGGUGAGUCUAGCAGGGACAUUCUGGACCAAUCCUGUGAGCAAGCUCGGGAACAGCUCAUCAACAGCAUCCGCCAGCAGUGGAGGAGACUCAGGAACCACAUGGAGAAAUUAGACAGCCAAGCAUCUCGGGUGCAGAAUCAGAUGGAGUCCAGUAAAGAGGUGGUGCUCAGGGAGACCCACGAGGAUGAGAUGGACAGGAUGAGGUGUGAAGUUCAGCAGUGUAAAGAGUUCAUUCAAGUGCAGCAACAACUGCUCCAGCAACGUCUUUACACAACAUUUGACGAUGACACUGCAGCUCUCCUUAAUGACUGCUACACGUUGGAGGAAAAAGAACGACUUAAAGAGGAAUGGAGACUGUUUGAAGAACAGAAGAGAAACUUUGAAAGGGAGAGGAAGAGCUUCACAGAGGCUGCUAUUCGCCUGGGGCGAGAGAAAAAAGCUUUUGAGGAAGAUCGUGCCUCUUGGCUUAAAAGUCAGUUCUUGAACAUGACUCCCUUUGCUGACCGGAGGAGAUGUUCCUCACCUGACUGUCAAAGUGCCUUAUCCAUCAGAAGUGAGCCAGAAAUGAGGGUUUCUUCCACGACCUCUCAGUUGGCUCAGUCAUCAGCCUAUGCCAUGUUCAACACUCCAAAAUCUGCUAUUGGUGCUAUUUUGCCAUCUACAACUGAACUUUACCGAACACUCUGCCUGAUGCCAGACAGCAGACAUUCAAACAGAGGACAAUGUCAAGAUUCCAGCACCAGUGAAAGUGGAGAUGUUAAAUUUCAGUCAUAAAGCAGAAUUCAGUGUGGGAACCUAAGCGUCUUUUCUGUGGGUGACAAUGAGAACAGUCUCACUUAAAGACUCUGUGGUGCUGCUUUUUUUUUUUCUUUUUUUUUUCUCCCCAUCUGCAGUCACCUGGCUGAAAUCGACCAUAAUUUUUGCAGAUGUGUUUUCACCAAGGAUGUUUUUUUUUUUUUUUUUAGGUUUGUGAAAUAACUAAGCACUUUAUGAUGAAUGCCAUCCUCCAUUUCUAUCUUUUUAUAGGUAAAUCAGCACUGGCUGUAUAGUUAUUAAGCUAUAAUUAGUUGGAUUGUAUGUACAUACCAAGUAAUGACUAGAAUGUUGUGGAGGUAAAGAACAAUCAAUAUUUUCUUCAUGUUGCUGAGAUAUUGAAAUGUCUGUUUUUCCAUGCAUUGUAAUGUUUAUAUAUUAAAUGUUUUUAUUGAAUGCAUAGAUGUCGAUAUUGCCGUGAUUGUUUUGGCUGCUGGUGAACAAUAAAGCUUAAUAUAUAAAUA